AUGCCAAAAUAUUUAUGCGAUUAUUGUCAGGUCUGGUUGACGCACGACAGUCAGUCUGUAAGAAAAGCUCAUAAUGCAGGCCGUGCCCAUUUACAAAACGUUCAGGAUUACUAUACAAAAGUUGCCCAAGAAGAAGCUCAGAAAAGAUUAGAAGAAGAUCCUUCUUUAGGAAACUUAAAUAAAGAGUCAAGUUUAUUACAGCUGCCGUUAGCAUACGCUUUUCCCCCUAAGUUAUAUCAAUUUCAGUUCACUUAUCCUCCACCGCCGAAUAUCGUGCCUGCUAACGUGUACAUGGCUACGAGAGGUUCAGUCCCUACCGCAACCCCUAUGCCAUAUAUCCCUACUACUACGACUACUGCUUUUAACCCAUCUUAUAGUAAUGGUAUGACGACUGUCAUGCCUGUUACAAAUCCAGCGCCCGACGCUGGUGUUGCUCACUCGUACUCAAAUAGCGCCCAACGUUCUCGGACACAAAACAUUCCAAAUAUGACUGGAAAGCAACAUCCCUAUCAACAAAAAAAGCAAUUCCAUGCACGUUCUUCAAGAACUUAA
Molecule: messenger RNA, 552 nt
Organism: Schizosaccharomyces octosporus yFS286
Lineage: Eukaryota; Fungi; Ascomycota; Schizosaccharomycetes; Schizosaccharomycetales; Schizosaccharomycetaceae
Product: U1 snRNP-associated protein Usp103
Exons: 3
Coding region: 1-552 (183 amino acids)
Biological process (GO): spliceosomal snRNP assembly; mRNA splicing, via spliceosome; mRNA 5'-splice site recognition
Cellular component (GO): nucleus; U1 snRNP
Molecular function (GO): zinc ion binding; pre-mRNA 5'-splice site binding
Source: RefSeq, a predicted model, not a curated record